AUGCAUGUCACUGUUGGCUCCGCCAAGCAAUACACUGAAACCCACGAGAACGGCAAGAAAAUGACUGUCAAAUUCUGUGGCGAAUGCGGAUGUGCUAUCUACAAAACACACGAGUCAUACCCUGGGACUGUUGUUAUCUUGGCAGGAACACUAGACGACCCAGAAGGACUUGAACAGUCAAAGCCAGAGCGGGAGUUAUUUACUAAACACCGUUUUUCAUGGCUACCGGGUCUCAAGUGGGCCGAACAGACACCGGAGUUUUAA
Molecule: messenger RNA, 264 nt
Organism: Penicillium cinerascens
Lineage: Eukaryota; Fungi; Ascomycota; Eurotiomycetes; Eurotiales; Aspergillaceae
Exons: 1
Coding region: 1-264 (87 amino acids)
Molecular function (GO): carbon-sulfur lyase activity
Source: RefSeq, a predicted model, not a curated record